Quercus robur (English oak) is the source of this 3508-nucleotide messenger RNA. Its product is annotated as pentatricopeptide repeat-containing protein At4g39530-like. Lineage: Eukaryota; Viridiplantae; Streptophyta; Magnoliopsida; Fagales; Fagaceae. Gene Ontology annotation, biological process: RNA modification. Gene Ontology annotation, molecular function: RNA binding; protein binding. The record is from RefSeq and is a predicted model, not a curated record. The coding region runs from base 154 to 2742 and encodes 862 amino acids. The transcript has a single exon.
GAUAAUUAUUCGUUGUAACAGCUCUUACACUAUAGCAUACAUUUCAAAGUCAUCGACUUCACGCCGGCUUUUCCGUCUGAGGCGAGACGAACUGGUUCAGAAUUGAAGCUUCAUUUUUCUUUUGUCUGUUCCUUUCAGUUCAAAUAGAAUGCAAUGCGUAGCCCAGCAACUUAUUUUCAAGGUCGUUUAUUGCGAAAGUUUAGCCCAAUACCAACACGCCAAUCCAUAGAGAAACUUCGCUCUUUUUCACAGCACAGUUCGUCUUUCAGUGAUACACAAGAAAAGUUGGAGUCUUGCUUUGAUGGGCACUUUCAGAACAUACUCAAUAAGUUAUCAAAGCAUAAUGUGUAUAAAACGGUGCCUUCAAUAGCUGAUGUGAGUUUGGAUAGCAAUGUGAGGCUAAAAUUGUUUUCCGGGGUGCUGCGUAGUUGUGCUUCAAAAGGGUGUUUGAAUGAGGGUAAGGCAGUUCAUGGGCAGGUGAUCAAAAAUGGGAUGGACCCAGAUUUGGAUUUUUGGGAUUUGUUGGUGAGUUUGUAUGUUAAAUGUGGGAGUUUGCAAUGCGCACGUCAGGUGCUUGAUGAGAUGCCUGAACGGGAUGUUGUGUCUUGGACUGUGCUAAUUAAGGGGUUGGUAGAUGAAGGAUAUAGCCGUGAUGGUGUUAGAUUGUAUGGUGAAAUGAGGAAAGAUGGUAUUAGACCAAACGGAGAGACUUUGGUAAGUGUGUUGAAAGCUUGUUUAGGGUGCUUGGAACUAGAAUUUGGGUUACAGUUGCAUGCAGAAGUCAUUAAAAUGGGGCUCUUUUCAAAGUUUUUAGUUGGGUCUGCUUUUGUUGAAAUUUAUUCAAAAUGUGGUUUGAUGGAGCUUGCGAGUAUGGCAUUCUUUUACAUUUCUAAGAAAAGUGUUGUGUCAUGGAAUGCCUUGAUUGAUGGAUAUGCUCUAAUGGGUGACUGGGAAGAGAUUCUGAACUUGUUUUGUGAAAUAAGAGAAUUAGAAUUGAAGCAUGGUAAGUUCACCUUAUUGACUGUUCUUAAGAGUUGUGCACACUUGGGAAAUUUGAGAGGAGGGAAGGCAGUGCAUGCUCAGGCUAUCAAGAUUGGUAGUGAGCUUGAUAAAUUUCUGAGUUGUUGCCUUCUUAAUAUGUAUUCCAAGUGUGAGUUUCCAGAAUAUGCACUCAAAGUUUUUCAGAGGAUAAGAAGUCCCAAAAUAGUGGCCUGGAGUGCAAUGAUCCACUGUCUUCAUCAACAAGGCCAGAGCCAAGAAGCAGCUGAAAUGUUUUGUAUGAUGAGACAUUCAGGUGUGUCACCAAAUGAGUUUACUCUUGCUAGCCUGAUCAGUGCUGCUACUAGUCUAGGUUACUGGAAGUACAGUGAAAGUAUUCAUGCCUGUACAUAUAAAUAUGGUUUUCAAUCUGAUAAUUUCAUCAGCAAUGCACUUGUUACAAUGUACAUGAAAACUGGAUUUGUAAAUAAUGGUUGGAAGGUUUUUAAUGCAAUGAGUAUUCGGGAUACAGCUUCAUUAAAUGCACUUUUAUCUGGAUUUCAUGAUAACAAAGCUUGUCAUCUGGGACCAAAAAUCUUUAGAGAGAUGCUUGUGAUAGGUUUAGAACCUGACAUUUUCACAUUUAUUAGCAUUUUAAAAUCUUGUUCCUUCAUCUUGGACAUAGGUUUUGGGAAGCAAGUACAUGCCCAUAUCAUAAAAGAUGACCUUAGCAGUAAUGGUCAUGUAGGAACUGCUCUGCUUGACAUGUAUGCCAAAUGCAGGUGCUUAGAAGAUGCUGAUGUAAUUUUGAAUGAACUUACUGAAAGAGACCUCUUGACUUGGACAGCCAUUAUAUCUAAUUAUGCACAAAGCAAUCAAGGGCAGAAGGCUGUUAAGUGCUUCAUUCAGAUGCAACAAGAAGGCUUGAAACCCAACGAAUUCACUUUCUCCAGCUGUUUAAGUGGUUGCUCCAGUUUAAUAUUGCUAGACUGUGGGCGGCAGCUCCAUUCCUUGACCAUAAAAUCUGGACUUUCAUGCAACAUGUAUGUUGCUACUGCACUUGUUGAUAUGUAUGGGCAAUGUCGGUGCAUAGAAGAUGCUGAGGCUGUUUUUAAGGGCAUGGCUUCACAGAAUGCAUCCUCAUGGAACACAAUCAUAUGUGGAUACUCACUAAAUGGGCAAGGAAAUGAGGCUCUCCAGGCUUUCAGGAUUAUGUUAGAUGAAGGGUUCCUGCCUGAUGAGAUUACCUUUAUAGGAGUUCUUUCUGCAUGCAGCCACGUGGGUUUGAUUGAAGAAGGGGAAACAUAUUUUAACUCUUUAAGCAGGUACUAUGGAAUCACUCCUACCAUUGAGCACUAUGCUUGUAUGGUCAAUAUCCUUAGUCGGGCAGGCAAAUUUAUUGAGAUUGAAAGAUUUAUUGAGAAGUGGAAGCUUACCAACAAUCCAUUGAUUUGGGAGACAAUUUUGUGGGCUUCUAAAGUACAUGGAAAUGUGGGAAUUGGUGAAAGAGCUGCAAAGAAAUUAUUUGAACUUGAACCUCGUGUGGACUAUAAUUAUGUAAUGUUAUCUGAAAUUUAUGCUGCCAAAGGCAAGUGGGAUGAUGUUGUGAAGGUUAGGGCAUUGAUGUCCAAACAAGGAAUCCAUAAAGAACCAGGUUGCAGCUGCCUGGAGAUUGAUGGUGAAGCCCAAACGUUCUUUGCUCAAGAUCUUUCACAUCCAAAGAUCAGGGAAAUCUGUGUACUGUUGGAGGGGCUAUCACGGUGAAAAUUGACUGCAGAUUGAAGACUUUCUAUGAGAAUUGAGCACAUUUCAUGGGUUGUGCCACCUGGAAAGACGUUCAUCUCCGUGAAUUGGUUGAGUUGGUAAAGAAGUUGCAACCUGAGGAGUUGGCUGCUCUUGGCCUGUCCAAUGCCAUCACUACAGAGAUCCAUACAUCUACCUAAAAUAAGCAGAUCCGCAAUCAAAAUGUUCAAGGGGAAGAACUGAGUCUGAGUAUAGGCUAAGGAUUGAAUAGGAGAUGAUGGAGGGUUAUAUGCCCAACAAAAGAUAAUAGCUUUCUAACAAUAAUUUCAAGAAGAGAAGCAUUGCUUUAUGCCUUUGUCAUAUUAGACAUGUAAAUCACGUAUGAUCUGAUGAUAGUUCAGUGCAGAAAACUCAGGAUUCAUUGGGAUGGGGCAGGGAGUCAUAGUGUUGGCACAUUCUGUUAAAAUCAUAUGCAAGCUUGUUGGUCCUGAUAGUUAGGAACAAUGGAUAACACAUACUUUUGGUAUAUAAUUAUAAGUAGCGACACAUUAUUGGAUUAUGAUGCGAAGAUAAAGAAAAAGCUAAGCUGGGCAAAAAAAAAAAUUGGCUUGAUACGUUCCAUAAGAUCAUUUGAGGAAAACAGUGUCCCUACUUUGAAGUGGCACUCUUAUCGUGGAAAUGCCACCAAAAUUUUUUCAUAUGUGCAGUGAGCGAGCGCAUAAUGCUGGCUAAUGUUGAGUGACAGGAGAUGAGCUUUGUAGAUGUGAUAACUUUCUUUAAGCUGUAA